This is a messenger RNA of Pomacea canaliculata, 2226 nucleotides long. RefSeq lists its product as uncharacterized. Gene Ontology annotation, biological process: G protein-coupled receptor signaling pathway. Gene Ontology annotation, cellular component: membrane. Bases 823 to 1920 code for a protein of 365 amino acids. Gene Ontology annotation, molecular function: trace-amine receptor activity. The transcript has 8 exons. The record is from RefSeq and is a predicted model, not a curated record. Lineage: Eukaryota; Metazoa; Mollusca; Gastropoda; Architaenioglossa; Ampullariidae.
UCUCAAAGUUCAAACAUUCUUCAAAACUCUUUGAAGUAUACAUCCAACUACACACCACUCAUUCACCCAUCCGUCCGUCUGCUUGUUCGCGUACUACUUUGUCCUUUUUUCCUACCUCUGAGCUUAGCAUACAGUGUUUGUGAUCUGCUCUGUCAAAAUUACUCCAUAUACGACUUGUAGCUUUGCAUACAGUGUGACAGACUUGCUCUGUCAAAAUGACUACGAAUGUGGUGUUGAAAAAAUAAUGAUAGAGUUUAAAUUCGCAGUUAGCACGUAGCAGUAACAUUGAUCGGGUUUAAAAUCAACAAUCCCGCUCUGAAAGCAAAUGAAGCACUUAAAAUUAUAAAGAGCAUGUGAAGAGUGUUGAGAAGGGGAACAAACACAGAUCAAUGUGGCAUUGUCGUUGCUGCAGAGAUGUUAGUGACAGUUUGUUUGAACGUUAACGACCGCCUCGUCUGGAGAUGGGGGAGGGGGUGAGAACGACAGCAAAGGGUCAAACACCCCACCCCACCCACACACACUCCUUACUCUCGGCCCGUGAUGGAGACAGGUGUAAGUAGUGCCCCAUGGUGGUGAUCGUAACUGGUUGCCGCACAGUCAUCUGCGUCAGUAACAACAACUAGACUUCCGGCAUGAUGUUUAGCGCUUCGUCAUCAUCAUCGAAGCUGUCACAGAACGUGCUCUAACUUACUCAAGAAAGGUCACCCAUCCUGCUAAGCUUCAGAGAGCUUCUUUUCGCAUCCAGAAGGUCGGCCGAGCAGGUACCACGACUGUGCUGCAGUCAAGGAUGAGGACUUAGCCAGGUAUCACUGGGAAGUCACAAUGAGCAGAGGUGUCGUGUUGGACGCCCUGCAGAUCGGGACUUCGUCUGUGGUGAUGAUGAUGUCACUAGCUUUCAACGUCGUCCUCGUCGGGGCUAGUCUCUGCAAGACGAAAGAAACGACAUCUGAGGACUAUCUCAUGGUUGCCAUGGCAGCUGCGGAUAUCUCUGUGGCCUUGACGAUUCCACUUCACCUGUUGGCCGACUUUGAGAUGCUAGGGGAUGUGUAUUCUCUCCCCUGCAUGACUGCCAACAGCUUCACGGUGUCAAUGCCGCUGGUGGCCUUGUUUACUUUGAUCAUCCUGACUGUCGAGAGGUGCAUCAACAUUUUUGCUCCGUUGAGGGCCACGGAGCUCGUGACAAAGAGACGUGUGGUUGUCGUCCUCGGCACUACAUGGUUAUAUGGCUUCGUGCUAACAAUUACACUUCCCCUGGGAUUGAACACUGCUGUAUUGAGGCAACAGCACGGAUCGAAUGAAACGGACUGCAACUUCGCUGCUGUGGCCCAGGGUCCUUGGGUGGCUUUCUUGUUGCUGGGCAACUUCUUCCCUGGAAUGUUCGUCCUGCUGGUUCUUAACGCCACCAUCUUUGGUGUGGCGCAGAAAACCCUCAGAAAGGUCACCCAUGAGUGGAUGGCGUACACACACACAGACAAUAGACGACAGGUUUUCAAACACAAGGCCCGCACCAACGCCGUGAUGUUUGCAUGCCAGUUUUACAUCUUUUCCUACCUUCCGAUUGCAAUUGCCCUCACAGUUGAUUUCCAGUUCUUUAUGGUGGAGUUUAUCGAACUCUGGCGGGCGCCAUUCUUAUUGUACAUCCUGGGGUAUGCCAUGGGCAACCUUAGCACGGUUGUGAAUCCUAUCAUUCUUAUUAGAAGCAGUCGGAACUACAGAGAAUGGGUUCUCGUCAAAGUGUUCCGGCGACAACACAGCAACGAAGAACGGGAAUGCCAGGAGACAGGUAGGCGACCUCGAAGUUUGACCUUAACAUCUGUGACUGAACAGGUCGGAAUGUUGGACGCCCGCCAUGAACUGUCGUCUCCGCAGGUGAACAUCGUCAUGGACAGACGGCAGCAUGCGUGGACAAGUAGACGUUGAGUGUGUAUGUGAGGAGCAAAUGGAGGUUGGGCAAGGGGUGUGGUGGGUUGGGGGUAAGUGAGGGAUGAAGCGAGAGCUCAAAUCACAAGGAGGCGUCAAAGUGGAACUUCAGAUGAUGAUGAUGAUGAUUUAAAAAAAAACUGUUGUUAAAAUCUGCGGAGUGAACAAACUAGUACAAGAUCUUGAUAUCCACACACAGUGGAACCUCGGUUAGCGAACGCCUCGGAUAGCAAAUUUUUCGGUUAACGAACAAAAAUUUCGCUAAAAAAUUGUCUCGGAUAGCGAACAAAAUUUCGGAUAACGAAC